This is a messenger RNA of Chironomus riparius, 3566 nucleotides long. The record is from the annotation of a GenBank genome assembly. NCBI's taxonomy places the organism in Eukaryota, Metazoa, Arthropoda, Insecta, Diptera, Chironomidae.
AAGUUUCUCGAGUUGCUUCCUUAUCGUGUUUUUUACUCAUUUUUUAUUGAUGUAGAAAUUUAAUGCAGUGAAAAAGGGGAGAAGGAAAGCAAAACAUAUACAAAGUUCUUUGUCGAUAAGUAAAUUUACAUAAAAACUAGUGAUGUAUAGCCGCUAAAAAGCUUUAGAAAAGUUUCAUAUGAGUGAAUGUGGAUCGAUUUUACACAAAAAAAGUCUUGCUUACUCCUUUCUGAAUGUGCAAUUUUCGUGCUCAUUAUGUGAAGGAAAUGAAAAAUAAAUAAAAAAAUAACAAUUUUAAUUGAAAAUUCAAGCACAUAUAGGACUCUGUAUACUACCGCAGCAUAAAAGAAAAUUAAUUCAUACCAUAAUAGAGGUUUCAGUGCUCCUUAAAAAUCAAUGAUUUUUCAUAAAUGACAUAAAUUUUAGUGCUUACGAAAGACAUUUCAGUGUAAAGUCGUGUACAGCAACAAGAAGUGAAUCAAUUUAUUGAUAAUUACUUAAAAGCUGAUGAAUGAAGCCAUACGAAAAAGUUAUGAAAUGUGUAAUCUAAUCUAAUCUAUUCACAGCUAAAAUUGCUCCAAUUUCCGAAAAAAAUAUAUAUAAAGGCGCAAUAAGGAGGAAACGUCUCUGAUUGCCAAUUUUCUCAUAAUAGUAAAGACAAUACGGAGCAAAUGAAUUUUCUGUGUUUGGCUGGUGGCUACAGGGAAUAAAUAAGGAUUUCACCCGUGGUGAAAUAAAUUGUAACCAUUUGUGUAGCCUUAAGCUUUGAUUUUUCCCCUGCGCGUAACUGUUCAUUGCGUGCUGUGAAACAAUAAACCAAAAUAAGGAAAGAAUUAUUUAUGUAAAUUGGAUUUUUUUCUGUGUUAAAAAAGGCUGUCUAGUGGUGAAAACCUUUAUUUAGAAAUGCUGCUCUCAAACAUACCAAAUGGAACUUUUGGUCGAUGGUGUUUCGGUCUUAUCAUAUUAACACAUUUAAUCGCAUAUAAUGAAACUAGAAGUCUGUUUAUACUUGUUGCUGCGGGAUUUGCAAUGUUAAGUUCAUUAUUAAUGGUUUACAGCAAGCAUGGACUAAAUCAAAUUCAAAUUCCGUAUUUAAGAGCAAGUCAACGGUUGGAUUUCAUAUGUCUGUUUAUGGCAUUAUGGAUGGAACUUUUGGUUCUUGUUUCAACAGAUGCGGCAAUAAUAAGAACAAUAUCAUAUUGUCUCGACGCGAUGUCUGGAGGUUUAAUAAGAAUUUACAUAUUAGGACGGGGUUCUAGCUUGAGUGAGCCAUGGCCUGACGUUUGCGGAGUUGUUGUUGUCUUCAUCGUUUCAUUUAUGUUUAUUAUGGGAUUAGAAAAUUCUAAAAUCUUUACAAUUUUAAUGAUAACAGGCGUUCUAAGUAUAUCCGCAUUAGUUGCUGUCAUAACAUACGUUCGAGGUAGUACAGACUCUUGGAAUAAUGAAGGAUCCUUUUCACAUGAUAUGUCUGGUAUUUUAUCUGCUUCUGCGUUACUUAUUAUGUCAUUUCCGAAUAGCCUACCAACAGGCGAACGACAUCCGAAAAUUAAAGCUGCUUUAUUAUCCUUUGGCAUUUUAUUGUCCAUUUUAUUAAUAGCUGGCUGCCUAUCGACAUUGAUAACAAUUAGCAAGUCGUCACAUGAUUACGAAACAGUGCCAAUAUUACGAAUAUUGGAAGUAAAAAACCUUCACAAAUUGAUUCCAGCGAUAAGUUGUUUGUACAUAAUAUCAUGUUCGGGAAUUCUCCUUGAAUUAUUUCCCGAAACAUUUAAUAUUGUUGUACGGCUUGCAACAUCUGAAUGGAAAAUUUUAUUAAAACAAAUUGGCUAUGAGAAUCGUGAAACUGGCAAUCCAUCGUUAGCUAUUUUUGUGUCUGGCAGUUUAAUUGCGAUUUUAACAUUCGCAUGUCCUCUACAAAAUUUAAUUUUCAUCAUUGCCGGCGCUCAACUAUGUCAUGGAAUCUUAGUUGCAAUAUUUUUCUUAUAUUCUCCACACCGACCAAAAGUUUCAGAGACAAAACAAGACUCAACAUUAGCAUAUAGUCGUCUUGACACCGGAACUUCGAAGACCACAAAGUCAACGGCACCGAAAAGAUCUGCAACGUGGUUUCUUAAUAAAGCUGUUCCGUCCCUUAGCAGUCAAAGCUUAUCAAAGUCAAUAAACAAGUUAAAUAAGAAGCAUUCAAAAAAGGAAGAACGUGAAUGGCUUUUACUGGCAGAACCAUCAUCACCUGUUGUUAGAAAUGCUCAAUACGAUGAAGAAUGUAAUGCAGAAUCGUCAAUUUUAAGUGAUACGACAACCUCAGAUAUAGAUUGUAUUAUGAAGGCUGAACAACAGUUAGAUACGGAGACCUCUGAGGAAGAAGAGGAUAUUGAUAGUAUUGUAGAAGAAUUUCAGCAAAAAAUUAAGAUAUCUACAACAGGCUUAAAAGAUACAGUGUUGAAACUACCAACAAUAAAUUCAUGGAGAUUAAGUAUGUUGUGUAUGGCCGUAAUAUUCAUCACAUGUGUCUGUGGGUGCUAUGGAGCAAAUAAUGGAAAUUUAAUUUAUAUUAUAAUUUCUUCCAUAGUAAUUUUAAUCAUAAGUUUCAUAAUGUUAUGGAUACCUAAAUAUAUACCUUCGUAUUCAACACCAUCAUCAUUUACUUGCAUAAUUUUCAUCUACGUCAGUUCUAUUCUACUUUCUUCCAUAAUGUUUGAUAGCUGGUUAGCUAUUAUAUUUUGGUUUAUAUCUGGAAUUAUUCUUGUUCUACAGUCGCUAAUAAAAUGCGACAUAUUUUGCUGUUUAUGCUUAGACUAUCCACAUAGUUCAGCACAAACAACAAUUGUCAUGGAAGAGCACAUUAUUCCAAAUGGAUCAAGUAAUAGCUUAGCUGCAACAUCAAUUAGAAUCAAAAACCCACCGAAAGGACUCUCGGUAGUUAAUCACGUACAAAAGUAUAGAUGACAUCAUAUCGAUAGUGAAUCAGAUACAGAUAGUGAGUACUACGAAGAAGACACGGUUGAGGAAUGGACUGACUAAACUUUUUAUUAUAACAUUGUGAUGUAAAAUCAAUAAUGCGUAAAGCUAUAGUUUCACUCUUGGGUUUGUUCACUUAUGAUGUCGUCCAAGAAUUACUUGGUUUGAGAGCUUUGCAAUUGGUUUAAAUAAAAACACUUUUGAGAGUAGAGGGGAUUGAAAAUUCAAGUUUUGAGGGACGUCAUAGAUAAACGAAUCCAUAAGAAGAUGAACAAUAUUUUUGGAGAGGAAAUUGGAACAGUAUUAGAUAGAUAAAGAUUUAUGAAACGAAAAUGUCUUAUAACGAGAAAAUCUCAAUUAUUUUUCAAUACUUUAUCGAUUUUAUUGUGACAGUAUAUACCAUAAUGUGGACAUAAUGGAUACUCAUGAGUGUUCUUGAAACGAAGUUGAAAUUAAUGUUAAACAAUGUCAAUUUUUUUUUCUAAAUGUUAUAAACAUUUUACAUUUAAGAAGCAAUGAAAUUCAAUUUCUGUUCCUUUAAGCAAUUCAUGUAAUGUAAAAAACUUUGAAUAAAAACUUUUAAUUCCAAAAAAACAUAUUUUAAGACA